AGACGACUCGACAUCAACAAGGAACGGUGAUGAUGGACACGGCACCCAGCCUCGACCCCUCGGGCCUGAGCCCCGACCCAGUAAACUGUGCCACGGCUAUCCUGAGCGUGUCCACACACAAUGAUUCAACUGGAAAUGGAAGCAAUGUUACCAUGACGAGGGAUGUUUCAUCUACCCACAGUACCGAUACACUUAACGGAUCGGGGGACAACACACAAACUUCAAACCCCGCCUCACCAUCCUCUGCAACAACCUCGGAACUUUUAUCAGGCAAGAAUCUGACUUUUUCGCCUGAGCAGGUGGCAUGUGUAUGUGAGGCUCUUCAACAGAAAGGUGAUAUUGACAGAUUGGCCAGAUUCCUGUGGUCACUACCUCCUAGCGAACUCUUAAGAGGUAGUGAGGCCGUCCUCAAAGCCAGAGCAACUGUUGCUUUUCAUAGAGGAAGCUACAGAGAACUCUAUGCAAUCUUAGAAAGUCAUGAAUUCCAUGACACCAAUCAUUCUUUUUUACAACAACUUUGGUACAAGGCUCAUUAUAUGGAAGCUCAAAAAAUUCGCGGUCGACCUUUGGGUGCUGUAGACAAGUACAGACUGAGAAGGAAAUACCCUUUGCCAAAAACGAUUUGGGAUGGAGAGGAAACUGUAUAUUGUUUCAAGGAGAAAUCUCGUCAGGCUUUAAAAGAGUGUUACAAACAAAAUAGGUACCCAACACCAGACGAGAAGAGAAAUUUAGCUAAAAAGACAGGCUUGACUUUGACACAAGUCAGUAACUGGUUCAAAAAUCGCCGACAGAGAGAUCGGACCCCGCAGCAACAAGCAGUAACGGGACCACUCGUGUUCGAGGAAAUGAGAAGAGACCUGAUGGAUGACGGAAUGAAGCAUAACAUGCACCACCAUCACCACCAUGGCCACCACCAAACACCGCAGCACCACCACCAUCACCAUCACCACCAGCAAAUGUGUGGCAAUCCACCGAUGAUGAUGCCACACGAAUACAGGGGAGAUAUCGAUAUGUCUGCUAAACUCAUCGAGGAUAUGCGCUCGAAUCUCACAUCGAUGCCACUAGUGAAAAACGAGCCAAUUCCACCUCACUACCUCUGUGCACCUCCACCACUCGACCACCACCACCGCUUGCACCAUCCGGUACCACCUGUAUGACCACUAAAUUCCGGAACCACAUGUAUGUUGUAAACACGUAUGAUAUUGAACUUUAUAGCAAACAUGUGCAUCCGGGGACCUAAUGGGCCAUGACGCUCCGUGUCAUGGCGGUGUACUGUCUCGGUAGACCUUGCGUUGUAUUACACACACAGGCAGGCAGACACCUAUUUGUUCUUGGUUUGGACGUUCAGAAAGAGUUUGUGUUAACUGACGCAAGUUUGUGUAGUCACAAACACAGACAUCAACUUGUUUGUUUCAGGAGCCGACGUUAAGACAGAUUUUGGCAUCUAAUACCAAAAGGACUGUCGGUGCCUACCCCCGCUUUUGAUGUUGUUUAUUUUGACUGUGUUACUUAUCCCCAGCAUAUUGUGCUACGUUCCACGAUGGUGCUACAUUUGGUCAUUCCAUACAACGUUGGUUCCAAGAAACAAGAUUAUUCAGAUACUUUUACUUAAAAAAGUCCCUUGUCUCGGGAUAUUUUGUCACAUGACAUUGGUUUCUAAAAGAAGCAGUGAAUUGGGAACUUUUAUAUCAGUGCAAUUCAAAUAUCAGAGAAUUUCAUCAUAAAUGGACAACUUUGCCAUGUCACGUGACUUGAUGUGAACUGUGUUGAUGUACAAAAAUAUCGGUGCAAGUCACAGUAAUUUAUUGAUAAAUCUGAUGACAAAUCAAAAAACGUUUCUGUAUGUUAUACGGUGUGAUUUACGUGUUUAUACUUUACUCAGUAAUUCUUUAUAACUUUUUUUUGUAAUAUUGUCAGAU
This is a messenger RNA of Ylistrum balloti, 1919 nucleotides long. RefSeq names its product protein sine oculis-like. NCBI's taxonomy places the organism in Eukaryota, Metazoa, Mollusca, Bivalvia, Pectinida, Pectinidae. The transcript is spliced from 3 exons. The record is from RefSeq and is a predicted model, not a curated record. Gene Ontology annotation, biological process: regulation of transcription by RNA polymerase II. Gene Ontology annotation, molecular function: RNA polymerase II cis-regulatory region sequence-specific DNA binding; DNA-binding transcription factor activity, RNA polymerase II-specific. Gene Ontology annotation, cellular component: nucleus; transcription regulator complex. Bases 30 to 1157 code for a protein of 375 amino acids.